AUGGACACCUCUCAAGUCAACAAAUCCCCGAUUGACGACGUCCAAAUUGUGGAAAAGGAGCCUGACGAUGGAGGGAUUGCCUCCCGGUACCGAGGCACUGCAGCCGACAAGAGAGACAUGAUGGUCUUAGGAAAGACACAGGUCCUUCGCCGCAACUUCAAGUUCAUAACAAUGUUGGGAUUCGCGAGUACUGUUACGGCAAGCUGGGAGUUUCUGCUACCACUCUUCGUCUUCGUUUUGAUCGAUGGUGGUACAGCUGAUCUGUUCUGGGGGUUUAUCGUUGUUGCAAUUGGGAUUUCACUUGUCUACGCAAGUCUUGCAGAGAUAGCGUCCAUGUGUCCAACUGCUGGAGGGCAAUACCAUUGGGUUUCGGAGUUUGCGCCUCCCAAGAUGCAGAAGCUUCUGAGCUACACUGUUGGUUGGCUUUGUGCAAUAGGAUGGCAGGUUUACCUUGCUGGUGAUUGCUUCAUGGUUGGCACCAUCAUCCAAGGAUUGAGAGCUCUGAAUGUAGCCGACUACGAGUGGAAAAACUGGCACGGCACCCUCCUGACGAUUGCCGUCGUUGCUUUCUCCAUCGUAUUUAACACGUUCUUGGCUACGCGGCUUCCACUUAUCGAGGGUACCGUCUUGAUCCUCCAUCUAGCGGGCUUCUUCGGCAUCAUUAUCCCUCUAUGGGUUAUGGCUCCUCGCGCUCACCCGCACAUCUUGCUCGAAUUUAGCAACAAUGGAGGUUGGUCAACCACAGGCGUGUCGGCAAUGAUUGGUUUGACCACACCAUUGAGUGUGCUCAUUGGAUACGAUUGCUCGGUUCACAUGUCCGAGGAGAUCCAGGACGCCUCGCUCACUCUUCCAAGGGCAAUAAUGUGGUCUGUGGUCUCCAACGCCGUUCUGUCAUUCAUUAUGGCAGUUACCUUGAUCUUUACCCUGGGCGACAUCCAGAGUGUCCUAGAGACACCGACAUUUCAGCCUUUCAUCCAAGUUUUCUUCAAUGCUACUCAAAGCUAUGCCGGAACGAACGUGAUGACGACAAUUGUCAUUAUAUUACUGGUAUCUUGCUGCAUUAGCGAAGUAGCAACGGCAUCGAGGCAAAUUUGGUCUUUUGCUCGAGACAAAGGUUUGCCUGGCUCGAAUUGGCUAUCACGGGUAACUCCUGGAUGGAAUGUUCCCGUUCGAGCGGUCUUUGUUUCGGUCGUAGUCAGCUCUUUGCUUGCUUGCAUCAAUCUCGGCUCUUCGACUGCCUUGAAUGCCAUCAACUCUCUCGGUGGUGUCUCAAUUCUCUCUUCGUACUUCAUCACAAUCAGCUGCCUGGUCUGGAGGCGGGUUUCAGGGAAACCUCUACCACCACGACGAUGGUCACUGGGGAGGGUUGGCUUGGCAAUCAACAUUGCGUCGCUUUUAUUCCUGGCACCCGUUUGGUUCUUUGCUUUUUGGCCGCUUGCGACGCCCGUAACAUCCGGAACUAUGAAUUGGUCUUCUACGAUGUUUGGUGGGACCAUUCUGUUCGCACUUGUCUAUUACGCUUUCUGGGCUCGACAUCAGUACGUUGGACCUGUACUCCAAGUAAAGCGAGACGAGUAA
Molecule: messenger RNA, 1578 nt
Organism: Hyaloscypha bicolor E
Lineage: Eukaryota; Fungi; Ascomycota; Leotiomycetes; Helotiales; Hyaloscyphaceae
Product: amino acid transporter-like protein
Exons: 7
Coding region: 1-1578 (525 amino acids)
Biological process (GO): transmembrane transport
Cellular component (GO): membrane
Molecular function (GO): transmembrane transporter activity
Source: RefSeq, a predicted model, not a curated record